GCCAGCGAGCAGGCAGCUGCAAGAAGAGGCGAUCUUCCCCGCUUGCUCGCUGGCGCCUCGCUCUCAGAAGCUCGGGAUCCCGCACACGAGGCGCUGUCCUUUCAGCACCACAAGCUAGGGGCUCUGGGAGGAAGGACUGCUGCUUGUCCUCCUCUUCAAAUUGGCUUGAAUCUGCUGCGACCCCCAAGAGUGCAGCGCAGUCUGGGAAGAAAGACGUAAGGAUGGUGAAGCUGAACAGUAACCCCAAUGAGAAGGGAACGAAGCCACCUUCGGUUGAGGAUGGCUUCCAGACCGUUCCUCUCAUCACUCCCUUGGAGGUUAAUCACUUACAGCUGCCUGCUCCGGAGAAGGUAAUUGUGAAGACAAGAACAGAGUAUCAACCAGAACAGAAGAACAAAGGGAAGUUCCGGGUGCCAAAGAUCGCAGAAUUUACGGUCACCAUCCUUGUCAGCCUGGCCCUUGCUUUCCUUGCCUGCAUUGUGUUCCUGGUGGUUUACAAAGCCUUCACCUAUGACCACAGCUGCCCAGAGGGAUUUGUGUAUAAGCACAAGCGCUGCAUCCCAGCCUCCCUGGAUGCUUACUACUCAUCCCAGGACCCCAACUCCAGAAGCCGUUUCUACACAGUCAUCAGCCACUACAGUGUGGCCAAGCAGAGCACUGCCCGGGCCAUCGGGCCGUGGCUGUCGGCAGCCGCUGUCAUCCAUGAGCCUAAGCCGCCCAAGACCCAGGGCCAUUAGAGGCCUACCCCAGCCAGAAUGGGGGUGGUGUGAUAGGGCAGGGGCCUUCCCCAUCGGCUAAGCCAAGCUUGAGUUACAAGACAACACUGUACUCCUGGGAUAUGGGGGUGGGGGCGGGGCAGGGUAGGGUGGGGGUGGCACUCUCCGAAAAUAUCGUGCACUGGAGUUGUCUGAAUCGAUAUUUCUUUUUGUCCUUUGGUAUUGUUGAUUCGUCCCUAAGUCAGGCUCAUGUACAAAGGCAUGUUUCGUGUUGAUCGUCCCAUGUAAGAUAUUUUCAAAGCCACUGCUUAUUCUUUGUUAGGAAAAUUUAAAAACAGAAAAGAUAUACAAGGAAGUAAGUAGAAAGCAUGAAACAGGCUCCACCUGGAAGAUGUUAGACAGCAGUAAAGAACACAGAGUCUGGGCUUCUUAAACAAGAAUUUGUAACUUCACUGUGGGCUUUGGAACAUGUGAGUGACAGGGACUGAGCUUCCAGUCUGCAGGAUAGGAGCCCUGGAGGCUGGGAAUGGCUGAGUUGUAGAAAAGAACUGAUUUUGGCAUUUCUGAACCCAGGACGCAAGUGGCCUGGAGCCAAAUGUACUGAUCACUGGUACAUUUGGCAGGAUGAGCACAAACUUCAGCUGGGCAUUGAUGCUAGGGCUUGGGCAGACCCACAUGGCCUAGGCCAACCCCUCAUGGCCUGGGCUCUGAAUGCUCACCCAGUGGCAGUGUGUUUUGCCUCAGCAGACACUGAGAUGUGGGCAGGUUUUGUUCAGUGCUUUGUUUUUCUAGAUCUAUGCCUGGAUAUCACCUUUGUUUAUGAGACAGCAAGGGUAGAGAGGGAGAAAGGGAGGUAAGGAGGUGAGAAAAAAGAAGGUACAAGGCAGGGCUAUGAGCCUUGGCCAAGUCAGAAGCACAGGCACAUAAUUUUUAAAAAUUUUAUCUGUGUUUCCCAAAAUGCUAACAGCACUAGUGACAGUUGGAUUACAAGCAGAAACUUCAAGCGGUAUCCAGAAAGAGUCCUGAAGAUUUGGGCUGCAAUAAUCCCAACUCAUUUCUGGAAGAAAUUGGAAGAGGUGACUUGUUCACUGCAUUGUACUGACAGGGGAUAUUGGUCCAAAUUUCUCAAUCAAGUUCUACAUGCUCCUGACAAGGAGGCAGCAUCCGGCAUUGACCAGGCCUCCUGCUCCAUGGAAACAUACAGGGCAGCCCAGGCCUUCUCACAGUUUCAGGGAGGCCCAUUCUGUGCGGGUUUUGGCUCUAGGCCCAACAGGGCCAGAACUGAUUAGGAGAAUUGGUGAUGUGAGAUGUGUUACUGUUUCCCCAUGAGUCUCCAAUAGGCCAUUUAAAAGGGAUUUUUUGUGGCUUGCUAUGCUGCUGAAAUCAUUGUACACAACAGCUGGGAAAUAAGACUAGUAUAGCUCAAACUAUCCUGCCAAACGCUCUUAUCUGAUUUUUCCUUUAUCCUCCUCCAUGCUCCCAUCACCUUGAGUAACCUGUAAAUUCACUUGUCAUCUGAAGCAGAAUGACAAGUUGUCCCUAGCAAAACUGCUGAACGCUUUAUAAUUUCGUGGUGUAUUUUUGUCAGUAGGUAGCAGAGUCUGAAGUAUUUUUUGGUGUAAUUCUUGAAAUUUUCUGACAGAAAACAAAUAAAGAUAGAUGUGUCUGA
Cavia porcellus (domestic guinea pig) is the source of this 2385-nucleotide messenger RNA. It is a transcript of the gene Nsg2, whose product is annotated as neuronal vesicle trafficking associated 2. Gene Ontology annotation, biological process: clathrin coat assembly; endosomal transport; G protein-coupled dopamine receptor signaling pathway. The transcript has 5 exons. The record is from RefSeq and is a predicted model, not a curated record. Gene Ontology annotation, cellular component: endosome; membrane. NCBI's taxonomy places the organism in Eukaryota, Metazoa, Chordata, Mammalia, Rodentia, Caviidae. Gene Ontology annotation, molecular function: clathrin light chain binding. The coding region runs from base 222 to 737 and encodes 171 amino acids.